GCUAGCACCUUUAGCACCCUCUCAACCUGUGGAGGUUCAGCGAUACAGGCUGUACCACUGAGGCAGACAGCGCUUUAUUGAAGAAGGACAGGAAAACGUAUUCGCAAGGCGCCUCUCUGUAUGUCCGCGCGUCCCUGCUCUAGACCGACCGCUCCAGACGCCGCAGGAGGAGGCAGGCUCCUUAACAGAUUGGAUGGUUUUGCCAUAAUGACCGCAGAGGACUCCGCAACGAAACCCGCCACCAUGACCACACCCAACCCCAGCUCCCAGCCUGCCUGCCACCCCCAGCAACCCCACACCUCCGUGCCCGAGGGGGUGGCCGGGGCCCCCAACGAGGCGGCCCUGGUAGCCCUGAUGGAGCGCACGGGCUACGGCAUGGUCCAGGAGAACGGCCAGCGAAAGUACGGCCCCCCGCCCGGGUGGGAUGGCCACGCCCCCCCGCGGGGCUGCGAGAUCUUCGUGGGGAAGAUCCCGCGGGACGUCUACGAGGACGAGCUGGUGCCCGUCUUCGAGUCGGUGGGGCGCAUCUACGAGAUGCGCCUGAUGAUGGACUUCGACGGGAAGAACCGGGGCUACGCCUUCGUCAUGUACACGCAGAAGCAGGAGGCCAAGCGGGCCGUGCGGGAGCUCAACAACUACGAGGUCCGCCCGGGGCGGCUCCUGGGCGUCUGCUGCUCCGUGGACAACUGCCGCCUCUUCAUCGGGGGCAUCCCGAAGACCAAGAAGCGCGAGGAGAUCCUGGAGGAGGUCUCCAAGGUGACCGAGGGUGUGCUGGACGUCAUUGUGUACGCCAGCGCCGCCGACAAGAUGAAGAACCGCGGCUUCGCCUUCGUGGAGUACGAGAGCCACCGGGCGGCGGCCAUGGCCCGGCGCAAGCUGAUGCCGGGCCGCAUCCAGCUGUGGGGCCACCAGAUCGCCGUGGACUGGGCGGAGCCCGAGAUCGACGUGGACGAGGACGUGAUGGAGACAGUCAAGAUCCUCUACGUGCGCAACCUGAUGAUCGAGACGUCGGAGGAGACGCUGCGGCAGGUCUUCGGCCAGUUCAACCCCGGGUGCGUGGAGCGCGUCAAGAAGAUCCGCGACUACGCCUUCGUGCACUUCGCCAACCGCGGCGACGCCGUCCUCGCCAUGGACAACCUCAACGGCACGGAGGUGGAGGGAUCCUGCAUCGAAGUGACUCUCGCCAAGCCCGUCGACAAGGAGCAGUACACUCGAUACCAGAAGGCUGCCAAGGGGACCACCCCCGCCCCAGAGACCCCCCAGACCAACUACAUUUACCAGUGCGAUCCCUACACCCUCACUUACUAUGGGUACCCUUACAAUGCACUCAUAGGGCCCAACAGAGAAUACUUCAUCAAAGCAGGUGCUAUAAGAGGGCGGGGCCGCGCAGCCUCAGGGAGCAGGGCCGCGGGCCCACGAGGGUCUUAUCUGGGGGGCUACUCGGCCGGGCGCGGCAUAUACAGCAGGUACCACGAGGGCAAGGCCAAGCAGCAGGACAAGCCGUACGAGCUGGUGCCCAGCCUGGAGCUGGCAGCCGUCAACCCAGUGGGCAUCAAGCCGGGCGCAAGUCAGUUGACUCUCCCAACUCUGGGCGGUCAGUACCCCAUGUUCUCCAGUGGCCCCGCUGCUAAACUAUUGGAGGAGGGGAAGAUGCACGCGGUCGAGCACCUGAUCAACCCCCUGGCCAUGCAGCACGACCACUCCACGGCCGCCGCCGCCGCCACUGCCGCCGUCCUUCCCGCCGUCUCCACCCCACCCCCAUUCCAGGGCCGACCCAUCACCCCGGUGUACGCCAUGGCCCACAACGUCCAGCGCAUCCCGACGGCGGCAGCGGCGGCGGCCGGCCUCUACGGGGCCGGCUACGGGGCCAGCUACGCCAUGCCCAUCGCCGCGCCGACCACCGCCACCCUGGCGGCCCUGCAGAAGAACGCGGCCGUGGCGGCGGCCGCGUACGGGGCCUACGCCGGCUACAUGCCUCAGGCCUUCCCCGCCGCCGCCGCCUUCCAGGUGCCCAUUCAUGACAUCUAUCAGACCUACUGAAGGAGCCUGUGGCCGGGCCGCGCUCUCUGACGCCCCCUACACGGACAAGAAGGAAACUGAAGAAACACUGAAGUACUUACAAAGCGCAAUAUCUCUUUUUAACGUUCUGAAGUUUGCUGGUUUGUGUCCAAAGCUCAGAAGUUUUUAACAGAAGUUAUUUUAGUAAAGUAAGACUUUUUCAACAACAAAACAAAACUUCAUAACAGAAACAGAAAAGAUCACUGAAGACAGAUGUGACAAAAAAACAUAUAUUUUCAGAAAUACUGUGUUUGUUAACAGGAGUUAACAUCUUUCUAGAGUUUUAUAGACAAUUUAAUGGGGGUUUUUUUAGACGCUUGCAUCUUCCGUCCAUACACUGUCUAAAGUUUCGAAAGAGGAUGUUUAUCAUUAUUCAUGUAUUAUUAUUAUUGUUAUUAUUAUUAUUAUUUCUGUUUUUAUUGCUUUGGUUAUGAUGUUGUGAAUGUUAUUCCUGUUGAGGUGGUUUAUCUUUAUAAAAUGAUGUGGUACAGUAUGAAGUUUUUAUAUAAGUGGUGCACUCCAGGAUUAGGCUGAGCCUCUUUUCACAGAACAUUGUCUCUAAAAACAUACAAUGACUGCACAUACAAAAGACAGCCACACACUGUGACAUUUAAGUCACACUGAUAAUACAAAAGAACCGACACAGGUACUACAGGCACCAUCUUAGAGCGCAGUUGUUAUUUGAAUAUUUUCAACCAUGUCGAAAUGUCUUGGGUAUCAGACUUUCUUUUGAAAGACUUGAUUCUGCAUUUUUCAUUUACCAAAGACUUGUGUUUUGGCCGACUGAUAUAACAAACUUGUCUGUGAGGUCAGGAAUCUUUCAGGAAUCCUUGAUAGGGCUCAUUCUCACUGGUCAAAAGUUUGGUGUAGGUAGAGUAUGCAAUAUCAGUUUCAGGACUCUCCAAACGGUUGCUUACAUUUUUGUAGAAUCUCACCUAAGAUCCCUUUCAGCAUUAUCAGGUGUCCAUUAAAAAAGCAGUGCACUAGAGACUGAUGGGACAUGGAGUUCAUAACUUGUCAAACACACUUCACAAACUCAUGCUCCUCCCAUUAAGCUCUCUGUGAUUCUUUGCCUUUUAAAUACAUUCCAGUGCUCAGUCUGCUCAUACAAGCCAGUUGCUAAAACAGUAAUACAUGGUAGUGUGUGUGAAUUUUCUAAAUUAUUCUGUGCCUGCAUACUGUUUACAGCUACUUCUGACAACUGACAAACCCUGAAAUAUGAAGGACACAGAAUUAUGUCAAUUGGUUGCCUACACCAUUCUGGGAACACUACCAGAGGGUGUUAUGUCUCCAUUGACUUCACUGUAACUGAAAUGAGAACUUUUAAAAAACCCUUCUGCAUAGAAUAUACCUAUUUCUCUUGGUAUUUCUCUCACUUCAAUCAUUUUAUCAAUUUAAAUCAGCACCACCAAUCAUAAUGCAACAUCUAGCAUGAAUGUGGUUCAUUUUUCAGCUGCCAGUAACAUGCUCUAUGAUGCCAUUAUAUACAACCCGGGAUGAAUUGAAAAUAGCAGAUAUUCUAUUAAUAUUCCAUAAACCCCCAACACUCCCCCAUUUAUUAUGUUUGUUACAGCAAUGUACACCAUCUGAAUUUAACUUCUGAUGCACUGUUUAUUCAUUGUGUUCAACAUCCCUGCUCUAAAUUCAGACCCCAAAAUAAGCACAGUGAGCUUUAGCCACGGUAUGUAUUGUACAGGGAGGCAAGCUGAUGGAGAACAGGCAGAGAUAGAAUGAGACAGACAUUGUUUAAGCUGCGUACAGAACUGGAACUCCUGUAGACCUAUUUUACUUGACCUCUUAGAGCACUAUGGCGUACAUGUGUAACAAAGAGGAAGCAACACGUAAGGGUGUGAGCAUGGCUAGCUUCUAUCUUACUCGACAGCCAAGUGCGUUUUUCCAUCAAAAUAUGGCAUAUUUAAGAUUCAGCGUGUUUCUCUUAUGUGACUUAUUCUACAUGUGAUUUUCAAAAUAAUUUUGUAGCUUCUAUAGCCACUAUGCUGGGCUUCCCACUAUAUUUAAACGGGAACUUCACACUAAAGUACAUUUUUAUUCUGUUCAGUUAUAAUAUGUGAGAAAGGCAUCAAUUGUAACAUUACUGUAUAGCUUUCUAGCUUUCCAUCUCCCAUCCUGAAAAUAUCUGUGUAAAGUGGUAUGAUUCACAUCAUGGGGUAGCCACACCCAUUGUAUAGGUAUUUUUAAGAGAGGCCUUCUGAAUUCAGGACACAAACAAUAAAAUAUCUAAACAUCUAAACAAAUAUAACUUUGAAAAAUGUCGGGGUCAUUGAAAUAUAAUGAUAUCAAAUUAGGACGUAGUUUCACUUUUAGGAUAUCAUAGAUUUGGGGAUGUCUAGAUUUGCAAUUUUGGAUUGCAAAAUACUAUAUCUUCUUAACAAAUAAUCACUCCUCUUAUCCUCUGUUCUGUACAGCCUGAAGCACUGCACGUGGGCUGAUAUUACAUUGCAUUUAUCUUUUAUUUUGUUUUGGAUUUAACUGCCAUCAGCACGGGAGAUAAAUUGCAUAUUUGAAAGAAAGAGACUUGACAUUUUGCAAGGAGUGGGGAAAAAAAGAUUGAGAUGAAGCCUGAAUCAUGCUUAUUUGUAUCAUUUGGGUCCACAUGAGAAAAUAAUUAGAAACAUUCCCCAAUGUAAUUUUACAAGCACUUUUCUGUACUUUGUGUCUGUAUGAAGGACAUUGCAUUUUGUGCCGUGCGACGCGUAUAAAAGAUAAAAUCCUGGGAAUGUACUCUGUGAACUGUGCAUUCCCACAGGUCCAAGCUGCUCAUCUGGGAACAAGAGAGGUCAGAGCACUCUUACUUGACUAUCACCAAGUAUAAGUGAAUGUCUGAUCUUUCACAGUACUCAAAAAGCAUUUCCUGUUUUAUACGUGAGACCACUUCUAGGUACAAGACAUGCAUUUUGAUGAAGUAACUUGUGUAUUUAAAGUGAAGCCAAACAAAUAUGCAAUACAGGGGUGGUUCUGGUGUCUUUGAAGAAAAUAUUUCUAUAGGUUGUGUAUUUUCCAGCUGGGUUUUUCCGUUGUUGUCUUGAUAAAAACAAUAUUAUUUACUUGGGUGCAUUAACAUUUUCACAAGAAAUGGUUUGUAUUUAGGGUUUUUUUUUUUUUUUUACUAUUUUGAGGGUUCUUUCUCUUAUUUACUUCACUGUUUGUAACUGGAAUGUGCUGUACCCAUUGUGUAUUGGCGUACACGCUUAAAUGUUGCUUUAAAUGUUUGGUCCUUCCUUUUCAUUAUUUCGAGAGUGUUCAUAUAACUAUAAUAUUUAGUCUGACACGAGUAAUGUCACUGUCCAUGUGUACCUGUCCCGUGUCACGGACUGUGGCCUAUGUUGGCCAAAAGAGAGGACGGGCACACAGCAAUGCUACCCAUAGAAGUUGUGCGGAAGAAAAUAAUUUAAUGCUGGCAUUGCUUUGCUGCAUGGACUUGCGUCUUGUUCCAUUGUAUUUCAAUGUGUUUUUAAAAAAAUGUGGUAUUACCUUGCUGGAACAGGAACUUUGAUGCCCGUGCAGUGUUCACAGCCUGUUUAAAGGCUGUUCUUGUGGUGUUUAGAAAUGUUUAUAACCUAUAAAAUGUUCCUUAUUAACGCUCUUUAUGACAACAGGAGUCGGGACAUAUUUAAUAUAUGCAGUGAGAGUGUGUUGUAUAUGAAGCUAAGCAAAUACUGAGAAGAUAUAGUAUAAUAUAUUUGGAAAAAAACAUAUCCUUUUACUUUAUUUCUCUCUUGUUAUGGAGCAUAACCUCAACCACAACUGUUUGCCAAAGUGUCCAAUGAUAUGAGAACAUUUCUGAUAAAAGAGUUCAUAUUAUAUGUUGUGCUUAUUUGUUGUACAAAGGGGAGGAGGAGGUGUUCCCUAAUUCAUUUCAGAGAGCAAGUAAUUUCAUUUGCUGCUCAGUUUCAACUGAAUUGCGAUUUAGGGAAUUGACAAGCCUCCUAUGAAGAAACCAUUCUUCUCCUGUGAUCAUUUCACUAACACUACAUAAGUAGUACCCUUAACUUGAAAAGGUUUCUAGCUACUUAAACGAACAAUGCUUUGAAAGUUUAUGAAAUAUUUUAGACUAUGUUUUAGUGUGCUUUUUUGCCAAAAUGUACUUUAUCUUCUGCAUCUUCUUAGGCCUUUUAUCUGUUUUCUAUUUUUGUGAUGUUUUUAAAAAAUUUAUUCAGGACUAUUUGCCUUUGUAGUUGUAAGUAGUUAAUAAAGCAUUUUUAAAAGGA
Messenger RNA from Anguilla anguilla (European eel), 6287 nucleotides. RefSeq names its product RNA-binding protein 47-like. The transcript is spliced from 5 exons. Gene Ontology annotation, molecular function: mRNA binding. Lineage: Eukaryota; Metazoa; Chordata; Actinopteri; Anguilliformes; Anguillidae. The record is from RefSeq and is a predicted model, not a curated record. Bases 121 to 2040 code for a protein of 639 amino acids. Gene Ontology annotation, cellular component: nucleus.